AUAGAGGUUUCAGCUAACAAAUUAAAACUAUUUGAGUUGCACAAGUCUUUGAGUGUGAGAAAAAUGCCAGUUAACCAGAAGAUUCCAAGCUGGAUCGCCGUUCCGGCUGUUUUGGCCGUCUUGGCCGUUAUUACGUAUCAGAUACUCCUUGCGCCAGAUCAUAUAGAAGGCUCCAAAAAUAUACUGUCAACGGCUAAGACCAUUCCUCUCCCUAUUGAUGCACCGGAGAGCAUGAACUGGGAUCCAAAAGGAGAAGGCCCUUAUGUAGCCCUCACCGAUGGUAGUAUUCUUAAGUGGCGUGGCCAUGAUCUCGGCUGGGUUGAGUUCGCCUACACAUCUCCUCUCAGAGGGAAUUGUUCAAAGCACGAAGUAGUACCUUCUUGUGGAAGGCCAUUGGGACUUACUUUUGAGAAGAAAACGGGAGAUUUGUAUAUCUGCGAUGGUUACUUCGGGCUCAUGAAGGUUGGACCAGAGGGGGGCUUGGCCGAGUUAGUUGUUGGGGAAGCCGAAGGUCGUAAAGUUAUAUUUGCCAACCAAGGGGAUCUCGACGAAGAGGAAGAUGUAUUCUACUUCAAUGAUAGUAGCGACAAGUAUCAUUUCAGAGAGGUAUUCUUCGUAACUAUCAGUGGCGAACGGUCUGGAAGAGUGAUUAGAUACGACAAGAAGACAAAAGAAGCUAAAGUCAUCAUGGACAAUUUCCGGUGUAACAACGGUUUGGCUCUAAACAAAGAUCGGUCUUUUCUAAUUGUUUGUGAUUCCGCCACGGGCCUUGUCCAUAGGUAUUGGAUCAAAGGUUCUAAAGCUGGGACCCGAGAUAUCUUUUCACAGGUUCCUGGUUAUCCCGACAACAUCCGUCUGACACCAACGGGUGAUUUUUGGCUCGGCAUACAUUGUAAGAAGAACUUGAUAGGGAAAUUGAUGGUGAAUUAUAAGUGGAUAGGGAAGUUUUUUGAAAAGACGGCGAGUUUGGACUUUCUGGUUGGGUUGAUUAACGGAUUUAGGCCGCAUGGAAUCGCCGUGAAAAUCUCUGGGGAGACAGGGGAGAUCCUUGAGAUUCUUGAGGAUAGAAAAGGGAAGACGAUGAAGUAUGUAAGUGAGGCUUAUGAGAGAGAUGAUGGAAAAAUAUGGUUCGGGUCCGUUUUCCAACCUGCAGUAUGGGUUCUUGACCGCAAAUGAAUGUUUUAUAUAUUACGUAUUAUGGGGUUUUUACUUAAGCAACCGUACCAAUAAUGUGCAUCUUUGUGUUUUUUAAACAAAAACAUGUUUUAUUUAUGAGUGAAUUUGUCAGUAUGUAUAGUUUAAAUAAAUCUUAAGACCGUAUUAUUCUAACC
Camelina sativa (false flax) is the source of this 1331-nucleotide messenger RNA. RefSeq names its product protein STRICTOSIDINE SYNTHASE-LIKE 9-like. The record is from RefSeq and is a predicted model, not a curated record. Gene Ontology annotation, molecular function: hydrolase activity. Lineage: Eukaryota; Viridiplantae; Streptophyta; Magnoliopsida; Brassicales; Brassicaceae. Gene Ontology annotation, cellular component: endomembrane system.